AGCCGUUGGGGCCAUCGCAGAGCCGAGCCGCCACAGCGUCACCGCAUAGUUCAUGACGGGGAUCCAAAGAGAACGAACGACCGCGAAGGCGCAACGGAAUACAAAAACGCGUCCACUUGCGAAAAUACAACAGAAAAACGCCGCACUAAAAAUUGCAAAAUUUAUUAAUGCUCGCAGAGCUCUCGGGUCUGCGUGGAGCGAAGGGGAUACGAUACUCAUCGUAUCGGAUGUCAGCAGGCGAUAAAGAAACACGAAAGCCCCAAACAUAAAUACCCGUGAUAAUGCAAAUCGAAUGGCAAAGUGCAGCGGGCAGCACUUGACGAAAGUGUGAUGUGAUGUCAUAAAAUAUAACUUUUGCCGCUUAUCGAAUCAAAAACCAAAAAAAAAAAACGAAAAACUGCACCACAAAAGAACGAUAUCAAAAGCACGAAACAAGCGAAAAAGUGAACCAAUAAACAGUCGAAAGCGAUACUAAUUUGUGAUAACAACAUCCGACGGAUACGAUGGCUACGACGGCUACGACGGAUACGAUGGCUACGAUGGACGUGACUACAUUCUCCGACUACAUGGUCUACCUGGAGACGGCCUGGGAGUGGGCGGGAUGCCUGCCCUACCUGCUGGUCGCCUACGUAUUCCUCACGCUGCUGCCCAAGUCCCUGCAGCGGAUGAAGCGCUUCGCGGACGCGGACUACGAGGCGAAUCGCCACAAGUACCAUCGCUGCUACGGGCCCGAGCUGUGCUGCCACGUGCAGGCCCAGGAGGCGGCGGCCUCCAAGCAGAAGCAGAAGGCGCGGAAGCCCGUCACACGCGUCUACCACAAGCGGCAGACGUCCACCACAGCAGCGAAGGAGCCGCUGCCCCCCGUGCCGGCGCCAGUGAAGCGGAGCAAUGUCACCAAAAUCGCACGCAUGUUCGAGACGGGUGCCACGCGGCAGGUGAGCAGGGUCUCGCCUGUCCUGCCCGAGAUCCGGAUGUUUGGGGCCAGCGAUGAUUCGCACGACUCGACGCCCUGCGCCUCCCGCAAGACGAGCAUCGCCACACAGCUCUCGGCACAGCUGCAGCACAUCGAGCAGGCGAUGCAGCUGUGGCAGGAACUGGAGGAGGAGCCCUCCAAGAAGUCGUCCCCCUCCCACAGCGACUGGGAGCCGAUGACCGUGCCCGUGGUUCGACGCACCCGUGGCACCUCGGCCACGCCCUCGACUGCCUCUCCGCUGGGCAGCUCCCCGGAGCCCGCGUCCCCGGUGCUGCUGCGGCAGCCGCCGUCGCUGUGCCUCCAGUCCAGCAUGGAGGACAUCUUCCAGGUGAUUGCCAGGAGUGCAGAGGAGCCGCACUCCUUCUAUGCGGACUGCAACAGCCUGUCGCCCGUCACCAGCAUCGACGACAUCCUCUCGGAGCGCAGAUUCUCGCGGCCACUGUCCGCCUACUCCAUCACGGAUCUGCUGAACGAGGAGCAGGCCUCCUGCGUGGAGGAGGCCACCUAUGUGAACGACACCAGAUGAGGGAGGAGGGGAGCUUCCAGUAUCAAAGAUUGUUGGAUGAAUGAUCAGUUUUUAGUGCCAUCUCCUCGCCCCAUGGCCCAUGAGUCAGAAUCGGAUUCGGAUUCGAAUUCGCAAUCGGGUCACCCGGAAGACUUUUACCCCGUCCUAAUCGUACCCUCGAUCGCACCACAUCGCCCCUCAUCGCCUUUGUCCCGCCACAGCGCU
Molecule: messenger RNA, 1703 nt
Organism: Drosophila persimilis
Lineage: Eukaryota; Metazoa; Arthropoda; Insecta; Diptera; Drosophilidae
Exons: 2
Coding region: 504-1499 (331 amino acids)
Source: RefSeq, a predicted model, not a curated record